AUCGUUUCUCUGGUUAAUUUUUGAGGUUAUAUUGUCACAAUAGAUUUUGAAAUAAUUUUUCACCAAAAUAGCAGCUAAAAGGGUGAAUCAACAUGUCGGUCCUGGAAUAUCCAGAAAACUCUCCCUCGAACAUAACCUCAAAUUAUGGCUUGAUAAACCACUUUAGAAGUCACAGCUCAUCUCCGCUACGUUUCAACUGUGAAAAUAGCAAGGUGGAAAGCUACAAGUGCAAAGACUGCAAUUUCCAGACAAAACUAACCCUUUUUUUCAAAGAACACCACGCUAUAAAAAAAGAACAAAAAGAAUACACCACACAGAAGUACGUUUGUGACAAAUGCUUUUUUGAAACAUACUUUUCACUCAAAUGGUUACAACACACUGUAGAGUGUUUGGAAAAUCGUCAAAUGAGAAAGUUGUUUCCGCUGUAUAAGUGUCCAUGUGGUCGCAAAUACAAAAGAAAACAGUCUUUAAACAAACACAAAAUUUUGAAACACCCUGAUGGAAACUCAGUAGUGUGGUACCACUGUGCCCAAUGCCCAUACAAAGCUAAACAAAAAGGUCACUUAAAAACCCACAUAUACAACCAGCAUAUGGACAUUCAAAACAUUAAGUGGUUUGAAUGCGAAAAAUGCCCAUUCAGAGCCAAACUCAAAGGAAACUUAAAAAACCACGUAGUGGCUCGACAUACCACCGAGCACGAUAUUAAAUGGUACGAAUGUGCAGAGUGCCCCUACAAAACCAAACAAAAACACCACCUAAAAAGCCACUUCAAUGCUUAUCAUUUAGAUGAACGCUACAUUAAAUGGUACAAAUGUGACAAAUGCCUCUACAAAUCCAAAAAAAAAUCCGGCUUGAAAGUGCACAUAAACGUGUCACAUUUAGACGAAACAGAGAUUAAAUGGUUUAAAUGCGACAGAUGUGACUAUAAAGGUAAAAACAAAUCGUAUUUGCAAAAGCAUAUAAUCGCGCGACAUUUCGACGAUAAAGAUAUUAAAUGGUACGAAUGUGAAAAGUGCCCGUAUAAAGCAAAACUUAAAGCAACUUUGAAGGAUCACACGACCGCGAAACACUCAGACGGGCGCGAGAUUAAGUGGUACGAAUGUGCCAAGUGCUCGUUUAAAGCUAAGCAGAAGGGGAAUUUAAAAAGUCACAUAACCGCGUACCACUUGGACGAAAACGAGAUUAAGUGGUUUCAGUGUGAAAAGUGCAACUUUAAAGCUAAGAAGAAAUUUAAUUUGAAGAAGCACAUGAUUGUGUGGCAUUUGGGGGAUGAAGAUGUUAAAUGGUUCGAGUGUGAAAGGUGUCCGUUCAGAUCUAAACAUAAAUCGUCUUUUAAUAGACACGUCAAUGUGCAUCAAAUCAAUGAAUAA
Zophobas morio is the source of this 1370-nucleotide messenger RNA. Its product is annotated as zinc finger Y-chromosomal protein-like. Gene Ontology annotation, molecular function: RNA polymerase II transcription regulatory region sequence-specific DNA binding; DNA-binding transcription factor activity, RNA polymerase II-specific. Bases 93 to 1370 code for a protein of 425 amino acids. Gene Ontology annotation, biological process: regulation of transcription by RNA polymerase II. Lineage: Eukaryota; Metazoa; Arthropoda; Insecta; Coleoptera; Tenebrionidae. The record is from RefSeq and is a predicted model, not a curated record. The transcript has 2 exons.